This is a messenger RNA of Musca vetustissima, 339 nucleotides long. RefSeq names its product larval cuticle protein 65Ag1-like. Gene Ontology annotation, cellular component: chitin-based extracellular matrix. The record is from RefSeq and is a predicted model, not a curated record. The transcript has 2 exons. Bases 1 to 339 code for a protein of 112 amino acids. Gene Ontology annotation, molecular function: structural constituent of chitin-based larval cuticle. Lineage: Eukaryota; Metazoa; Arthropoda; Insecta; Diptera; Muscidae.
AUGAAAUUCUCAAUUGUCUUGCUGUUCUGUUUGGUAGCUGCAGCCAUUGCUGCUCCCCAAGAUGCUGAUCAUGAUGAACAUGAUGCCCAAAUUCUACGCCAAGAAGUCGAAAAUAAUGGUGUGGAUAAAUACAAUUUUGCUUCCGAAACCAGUGAUGGCAGCAAUGUUCAAGCUGAAGGUGAAUUGAAAAAUGUUGGUACUGAAGUCGAAGCCCUUGCUGUCCGUGGUUCCUACUCCUUCGUUGCCGAUGAUGGCCAAACCUACACCGUCACCUAUGUUGCUGAUGAAAAUGGUUUCCAACCCCAAGGUGCCCAUUUGCCCGUCGCCCCUGAAGCCUAA